CUUUGUAAGAUAACAACAUUAUUUGGUCUCCAAUCUUCCAAGUAUUCUCUCUUUGUUUUUUGUCAAAGUAGGCCUUUACCUUUCAUCUGGAUUUCCCCAAUUUAGCAGCUAUCUGCAAGUGGACCUGAUUUAAAUGUUCUUGCUGAUUCUGCAGGAUUACGACCUGUGCAUCACCUGUUAUAACACUAAAAACCACGACCACAAGAUGGAGAAAUUGGGCCUUGGCCUAGACGAUGAAAGCAACAACCAGCAAACUGCAACCACCCAGAGCCCUGGUGAUUCUCGCCGAGCGAGCAUCCAGCGCUGCAUCCAGUCCCUUGUCCAUGCCUGCCAGUGUCGUAACGCCAACUGUUCACUGCCGUCCUGUCAGAAGAUGAAGCGAGUUGUCCAACAUACCAAAGGCUGCAAGCGCAAGACCAACGGAGGAUGCCCUGUUUGCAAGCAACUCAUUGCUCUUUGCUGCUACCAUGCAAAGCAUUGCCAGGAGAACAAGUGCCCGGUGCCCUUUUGCCUCACCAUUAAACACAAGCUUCGCCAACAGCAACUUCAGCACCGUCGGCAGCAGGCGCAGAUGCUCCGAAGGAGGAUGGCAAACUGCUGGUGUCUAUGGCCUGGCUCUGAAGCCUGCACUCCUUGUGACAGCGCUGGUCAGGAGGGUCCCAGAGCUCCAGGCUGUAGUGACUAGCCCUGCUCAGGGAGUGCUUCUCAAAGAUGAAGUGGUGCUGCAGCCUCCUGCUGAAAGUGGCCUCAGACUUCAAGCUGAGUAAGACCAAUGCACUGUGGGGUUGGUCAGGCUGUCAAGGCUAAGAUGCUGGAGGUGCCCUUUUAGCUACUAACCUAAUGGGACAAAAUCCUUCAUUAAAUCUUUCAGGUAAUUCUUGGGUUAGUCAUGGGCGGAAAUAUCUCAGGAGAGAGGGUCUGUAUGGGCCUUCUACAGGAGCUGCCUUGAAUUAUUUCUCCCCACAAAUCCCUGGGUUUCUACUAGUUGCUGUGAAGAACUGGGUCCUGGGGAGGGGAGGUUGAAUUUAGUGCAGCAUAUGCCCCCUUUAAAGUUGGGGGACAUAGAUUUGCCACCCUCUGCAUGACCCUCCUCUUCCAUUGCCAGGUACCCCACCAUUCCUGAGAACCUGAAAUCCCUGGCCCACUCUUCCCCCUCUCAAGAGCCUCAGCCCCCUGGAAGCCCCUCCCCGCUACUGUUCUCACCCAGGACCCCAUCUCCCCUACUCCACACCGGACCCCCUCCCUGCUGGCAAGCCUGGCCCUUGGGUGAUAUGUCUGUCUCUCUUCCCGGCUGGUCCUUGGUGCUGAGAGGUACCAUCGUGGUUUUGGCAACUGUCAGGUGAGGCCCCAGCCUGCUGCGCCUACAGAGCAGGACCUGGGUGGCUGCCAUGGCAUGCUUCCAGCCAUGAUGAGCAUGACUGCUAGUUACAAGAUCACCGCACAGGCAUCAACAAAACGAAGAUCAGCAAGUGACACCUCUUAACUGGCAAGAGAGUAGAAAACCCAGUCCAGUCGGUGGCAAUCCUAUUUUCCAUGGACCUGCUUAAAUGUGGUCAGGCCGUGGUCCAGGUGUCGUGCCCCCCCCUCCAGCGCUGCAGCCUAGGACACAGACUCUGAUCUACCUUUGGUAGUGAGGGUCAUCUCUCAGUGAUUAGUGGCUAUUCUGGGCUAUAACUGUUCUGUACUCACUGGUUGUGAAAAUGCUUUAGGAUAUUGUUUUCUUUUCUGGUGCAGUCAAACUAUUAAACAAUGUGUGUUCACCACUGUUAUUAGAGUGUGUUAUUUUAUAACAUCCUUCACACUGUACUGCCAGUACCAAGUGUUCAAAGCGCAUGAGUCAGCCCCC
Molecule: messenger RNA, 1846 nt
Organism: Mauremys reevesii (Reeves's turtle)
Lineage: Eukaryota; Metazoa; Chordata; Testudines; Geoemydidae
Product: histone acetyltransferase p300-like
Exons: 3
Coding region: 134-685 (183 amino acids)
Biological process (GO): positive regulation of transcription by RNA polymerase II
Cellular component (GO): transcription regulator complex; histone acetyltransferase complex
Molecular function (GO): chromatin DNA binding; transcription coactivator activity; zinc ion binding
Source: RefSeq, a predicted model, not a curated record